Carassius carassius (crucian carp) is the source of this 2259-nucleotide messenger RNA. RefSeq names its product sphingosine 1-phosphate receptor 2-like. Gene Ontology annotation, molecular function: sphingosine-1-phosphate receptor activity. The transcript is spliced from 3 exons. Lineage: Eukaryota; Metazoa; Chordata; Actinopteri; Cypriniformes; Cyprinidae. Gene Ontology annotation, biological process: sphingosine-1-phosphate receptor signaling pathway. Bases 465 to 1526 code for a protein of 353 amino acids. The record is from RefSeq and is a predicted model, not a curated record. Gene Ontology annotation, cellular component: membrane.
GACAGACCCGUGAGACUGUUGUUCAUACGUAGGCUACAGCGCAUGGAAUUACAGCUUUUUGAAUUGAACGGAAAGCACAGUCGCACCUGACGCAUCCUAAAGACAUUAACGCGAACGUAAACUAUUUUUUCUCCUCUUUUGAUGUUUAUCUCAACCAUGGCUGCGUUAAUGAUUAGAUUACAUUCAGCAAUGACUCCGCGAAAGUUUUGACCUUUAUAACAGCAGUUAUUGUUGGCUCUCCCAACGGAUCCUUCAAGACUCGAGCAAGAGAUCAAGACUCGAUUACGAAAUCUCAUGUAAACUUUAUAGAUGAAGAUUAAAAACAUCGGCACGCGCUUCUUCUCUCUGCCAAGCAUCGCACAUGGGGUGACACUGAGGAGCUUCCUGGGCCACUGAGACCUCAGACAAGCUGCCCUCUCAUUGACUACUGGCUGUCUGGUUGCAGGGCUUUGCCAGCUGUCACCAUGAGCAAAUACUCCCAGUACUUCAACACGUGCCUCGUAAGGGACCACUAUAAAAUUGUCAAGAACAUGAGCCAGAAGGAAUUAGAUGACCGCACGAUUGAACAAAGCCUGAGCACCCUGAACAUUUUAUUUGUCAUAAUCUGCAGUAUCAUCAUCUUCGAAAACCUCUUGGUGCUCAUUGCUGUGUUUCGCAAUAAGAAGUUCCACUCUGCCAUGUUCUUCUUCAUCGGAAACCUGGCCUUCUCAGACCUACUGGCUGGCUCCGCUUAUAUUGCCAACAUCUUCCUGUCAGGCCCGAAGACAUUUCAGUUGGUGCCUGUCCAGUGGUUCAUACGAGAAGGGACUACUUUCAUAGCACUGGCUGCCUCCGUUUUCAGCCUGCUGGCUAUCGCCAUAGAGCGCUACAUUGCCAUCACCAAGGUCAAGGUUUAUGGCUCCAACAAAACUUGCCGCAUGUUCCUUUUGAUCGGAGCAUGCUGGGUGAUGUCCAUCCUUCUGGGAGGUCUUCCCAUUUUUGGUUGGAACUGUAUAAAUAACGUUAAGGAUUGCUCCUCUGUCCUUCCUCUCAACUCCCGAUACUACAUCCUUUUUGUCGUUACCAUCUUUACCAUCAUCUUGAUGUCCAUUGUGAUCCUUUACGUUCGCAUCUAUCUUAUUGUGCGAACAAGCCAGCAAGAGGCCACCAAUUCUCCAGCUUAUGCUCUCCUGAAGACUGUCACGAUUGUGCUCGGCGUAUUCAUCAUUUGUUGGUUACCCGCAUUCACCAUCCUUCUCUUGGACACUUCCUGUUCAAUAAAAGAAUGUCCUAUUCUCAACAAUGCUACCAUCUUCUUCAGCAUCACCACAAUGAAUUCGGCACUGAACCCACUGAUCUACACAUUGCGGAGUAAGGAAAUGAGGAGGGAGUUUCUCAGGGUGCUUUGCUGCUGGGGGCUGUUCAAUUGUGGCAGGCCUUCUCACCGCUGCAUGGUGCCACUCAAGAGCUCGAUUUCAAUGGAGCACUGCACCAACAAACACGAACAUCAGUCAAUUCCCAUCAUGCAGGACUGCACUACUGUCUGAUUUUGUCUCCUCAAUGCCCAGGUGUUUGAAGACAAGGGGAGACCCCAUCUUUGAGGCAAGGCACAGAAGACAGAAGUGUUCAGAGACCUCACAGAUGAAACGUGAAUCACAAUCAGUGUAUUUGGACUCAUGGACAUUUAGAGCAGAUAUCACAGCUGUGCUACCGGACUCCUGCGUGUCAUCUGUUGCUUCUGUCCUUGCAAAAGUUCCUGAACAUCACAGAAUGAGACUUCACCACAUAUUUGACAUUAGAAGGCAAAUUAAAGAAAAACAAUUCCAAAUGGGAAUAUCCAUUGAAGCUCUUUGACAAAACAUGAAAAAUGAAAGUCGCACUUUGCAGACUUCUAGGCAGCUUGGGAUUGUAUAUUUCUCAUAUGCUGACCAACCUAACAGAAGUCGCAUACAAGAUGUAUCCUAUCCACAAGUAGAUUACCACUGUUCAGAUAUUUGAGAGGACCGAUUGAAAUGUACAGAUUGACAAUGCACUCCGUGUGAGCCAAACAAAACAUGCAUGCUUGCAGAACCUCUCCUAAUGUACACAUCAAAUUACUUGUUAUACAUAACAUCCUUUGAUUGCCGACAAUAAAAGGAUUCCACUUCAUUGUAUUGCAUGAAAAUCUAACCUGUAAAAAAACUAAUAUGUAUGACCAAUCUAUGUAAAAUUGUCAAUGUUACUUCUCUUUGUAUUUUAUUUUGCUUUAACAUCCCUAUUUUAUUUCCUAAGAGUAAAGCA